This is a messenger RNA of Camelus dromedarius (Arabian camel), 5875 nucleotides long. It is a transcript of the gene LRTM2, whose product is annotated as leucine rich repeats and transmembrane domains 2. Lineage: Eukaryota; Metazoa; Chordata; Mammalia; Artiodactyla; Camelidae. The transcript has 6 exons. Bases 3075 to 4187 code for a protein of 370 amino acids. Gene Ontology annotation, cellular component: plasma membrane. The record is from RefSeq and is a predicted model, not a curated record. Gene Ontology annotation, molecular function: protein binding.
GAACAGCCUGCGCACACAGACGCCCUCCCUCCCUGCGGGGGCCGAGCCCACGGAGUCGGAUGCUCUGUCCUCCCCCAGCAACUCUCCUGUGGGCUUUGUCCUCGACACCCAGCCGCAGACGGCUGACCUGGGUGGAGGGCUGCGGGGAAGCAGCGGCCCGUCUCUGGGGCACGAGGUGGGGAAGGCAGGCUGCUGCUCAGGGCGCCAGAGACCCCAGCCAGCCUGCCUCCUCCUUACAGGGCAGCCCAGGCUGGAGCCACCAACCGGCUACUGGCCGGUCAGUGAGCAACCGUCCAGCCUCUGGGCCCGCUCGCCACUUGGCCAAGGGAGGAGGAGUCCCCACUGUGGGGAAGGGUGCGAACCACCCGCAGAAAGCUGCCACACGUCCUCUGUGGUCAGAGCCACAGGGUGGCCGGGGUCAGAGAAGAAGCCCCGCUGCGCACUGGCCAGACGCAGCGUGCACAGGCCCCGCCUGCUGGUUGCGCUUUUACGGAGUGGGAGCCCCCCCGGGCGAGGAGAGGGCUCCCGGCACAGGGAAGGCACCCUUCCUGCAGCUGGGGGAUAGGCCUUGUGUUUGGCGGCAGGAGGGCUGCGGGUGACCUGGGUGCUGGGCGGGAGGCGGGGAAUCACGGGAGGUGGAGACACUCUCCCCCAGGCCCCUGCGUGCCGGCGGAGCAGACGGAAGGAGAGGGCGGGAUGCCCCGAGUCAGCGGCGCUUCCCAGCCCACCCCUGGUGCUGACGACAGAGGCAGACCCCUCGGGAAGCAGGCAACGUGGAAGAGGGGCACUGGGGCACCCCCAGCAGACCAGCCCCGAGCCCGCUCCGGGCAGGCGCGAAGAGGUGCCGGCAAGGCCGCCCAGGGCCCAGCUCCGGCGCGCCUCCCCUCGCUUGGUCCCUGGCUUCCUCUCCUUCAGAUAAACACUGGCCUCCCCUUGGAAUAUUGAUCUCUCCAGCUCCUUCGUCCUGAUUGGCUGGUAAGGAGGCCUCCCCACUCUCCACACCUGUCUCUCCCCUCCGCGGCUACCCAUCCAGACGAGAGCGGACAAGCCGGCCCAGGGAGGAGUGGCUGCGUCUGCUCACCCAGGGCCCUCCGCCCACAGGCCCCAGCGCAGACCCUGCGUUCCCCUCCCCAGCAGCCCUGGUCUAGGUCACUGAGGCUCGGUGACCUUUGCGUGACCAUGUGACACUGGCUCUGUGUGAUGGUGGGGGGCUUCCAGAGAACUGCCAGGCAGAUGGGCCCCCAGGGCCCUUCCGGGUACCCUGUCUGGAAUAAGUCCCUCUUUGGCGAGGGCAGGGUUCAGCUCUCCCCUAGUACAGAAGGGGUGGCAGACACUCCACCCCAUCUCUGAACAGGACUCAGACCCAGUUUCCCAGGGCCUCUGUCCCCACAGGGAAGGGGAGGGAGAGAGCAGAGGAGGGCGGCAGCCAGGGGCAGGGGGAGCCUUCGGAGGUGGGGACGGCAGACACAGGGACCAGGUAAACAACUCCCCCACCCCGAGUUCAGGGGUGCUUCCCCCCAGAAGCAGGAGAGCGGCUCCGGUGUGUGCGCAGCCGUGUGCGCCCGCCUCCCUGUGUGCGCGCCUGUGUGUGUGCCUGUCGCUGUCAUCAGGAUGUUCCCCCGCUGUCACUCCCCUGCUCUCUGCUCCGCACACGCACUCCCCCUCCCCGCCUUCCCCUCUCUGCGGCUCCCUCGUCCCUCCCUCUCCUCCCCAGUGUGUCAUUGACCCAGCAGCCCCGUCCCCUUGGCGGAGGCGGCCGCAGGCGUUCCUCUCGCUGCCGCCGGUACGCUGCGUGCCAGGUCCUGCUCGGGGGGCAGGCGAUCAGGGACUCAGUGCCGCCCGCCACGCUCUGCUCACGGCGCUGCCUGCUUUCUCCAGGAGUCCCGGGAGGGGCUCACUGGACGGCGCAGAGCGACUGGAUUCUAGGAGCUUGUUUGGAUGAAGAGUCUUCUUGCAGGAGGUGAUGUGGUCAGCAUCCGCCCCUACCCACGCCGCCCAGGGCUCCGCCAUUCCCUGGCUUAGCCUCUCGGGAGGUGCGAGGGUCUACGGGAGAGAAGUGGCCCAGCCAGGGCUUCUCCAACUUGACUGUGGACAUGAACGGCCUGGGACCUUGUAAGAAGCAGAGUCGCAUCCAGUCGGCCAGGCCUGGGGGUAGGAACUUCCUAGGUGGGAUGGAGCACAGUGCCCACCCGUCUGUCCUGGGGGGCACCCAGCUCCCUUUAGCUCCCCAGCCUCCUGACCCAACUCAGCCCAGCAGUGGAGGCUGGGGACCCGCUGGGUCUGUCCUUCUGUGUCCCUGCCCCCCGGGACCACGAUGGGAGUGCCCUCAAGGCUGUGGGGCCUAGAGACUGCAAACCCCCCACCUCAACUCUUUUCUGUCCCCCAUUCUCCACCCUCAGUGGGGACUUCCCUCCCAGACAGUGUUAAUUUAUUCCAGCGCCUGCCAGCAGCUGCUCUCCUGGCCUCCUAAUGUAGGUCACCCUUCUCCCAGUGAGGCUCGAUGCUUCUGGGGGCAGGAAGGGGUCUUUGGGUCGGAGGUGGGCUGGGAGGCAGAGGGCCCAGGAGCUAGGACGUGCUGGGCCCCGUAUCCCCCAAGGGGCACUUCCAUGGUGACCAGAGAGCACAGACCUGAGGGGCCUUGUUUUCAUCAUGUUUCUCCAGAGAUCCCAGGGCCACCCCCUCCAGAUGAUGCCUCUGGGCCUGGCUGGUUUUGUGCAGGUGACAUCAUUUGAGGCUAGGGAUGGGGUGCCAGGACCCGCACUCAAGGCCACCUUCUCCACAGACUGGUGCUCACUCUGGAGACUCUGCAGGAGCCCCUGAGCUGAUGCGGUUCACAGACCUGCAGGUGGAAGACGGAGCUCGACUGCUCACCUCCCAGGGAACCGUGGUGGGGACGCAGGGGGCCGCCCGGAGGCCAGAGCGGGACCUGGGCCUCACCUGCCCCCCGACGGCCGCCCCCAUGCACGGCCUGGUCUCUGCCUCCUCCUCGGGGGCCAUGGACUGACCCAUCGGUCCGAGGGGCUCCUCUGUCCCCAGAGGUGCGGGGCCUGCGAGCCUGCGAGCCUGCAGCCACCAUGCUGGCCCCGGACAGCGGCCCUGAGCGGAGGACCCGGCUCGCCCUGCAGUGGAGGCAGAUCUCCUGGCUCACCUGCUGGGCCGCCCUGUGCGCGGCGGAGGCCCUCCCCGCCUGCCCUUUCUCCUGCACCUGCGACGGCCGCAGCCUGGAGGUGGACUGCAGCGGCCUGGGCCUCACCACCGUGCCCCCAGACGUGCCCGCCGCCACCCGGACCCUCCUGCUCCUGAACAACAGGCUGAGCUCCCUGCCCAGCUGGGCCUUCGCCAACCUGUCCAGCCUGCAGCGUCUGGACCUAUCCAACAACUUCCUGGACCAGCUGCCGCGCUCGGUGUUCGGGGACCUGGCGAACCUGACGGAGCUGCAGCUGCGCAACAACAGCAUCCGGGCGCUGGACCGGGACCUGCUGCAGCACUCGCCGCGGCUGCGCCACCUCGACCUGUCCAUCAACGGCCUGGCCCAGCUGCCCCCCGGCCUCUUCGACGGGCUCCCGGCCCUGCGCUCCCUAUCGCUGCGCGCCAACCGCCUGCAGAGCCUGGACCGCCUGACCUUCGAGCCCCUGGCCAGCCUGCAGCUGCUGCAGGUGGGGGACAACCCCUGGGAGUGUGACUGCAACUUGAGGGACUUCAAGCACUGGCUGGAGUGGUUCUCCUACCGAGGGGGGCGCCUGGACCAGCUGGCCUGCACCCUGCCCAAGGAGCUGCGGGGGAGGGACAUGCGCGUGGUCCCCGUGGAGAUGUUCGACUACUGCUCCCAGCUGGAGGACCAGAGCAGCUCGGCCGGGCUGGACGUCCCGGGGCCGCCCUGCACCAAGGCCAGCCCAGAGCCUGCCAAGCCCAAGCCGGGCCCUGAGCCCGAGCCGGAGCCCAGCACCGCCUGCCCACAGAAGCAGAGGCCGCGGCCGGUGAGCGUGCGGCGGGCGGUUGGCACAGUGAUCAUUGCGGGGGUGGUCUGCGGCAUCGUCUGCAUCAUGAUGGUAGUGGCCGCCGCCUACGGCUGCAUCUACGCCUCCCUCAUGGCCAAGUACCACCGGGAGCUCAAGAAGCACCAGCCCCUGAUGGGCGACCCGGAGGGCGAGCACGAGGACCAGAAGCAGGUGUCCUCUGUGGCCUGAGCGCCCUGGCAGGAGGGGCCGGGGAGCAGGCCAGCCCUCCCUCCGCCUCCCUCCCUUUCCACUUUCCUCCCAGCCUGCCGGCACACGGGCCACGCCUGUCUCCGUGACCUCCCGAGUCUUUGGGAGCCACCACUGGGCUCACACCCCUCUCUUGGCCACUGAAGCACUGGACCACAGGGCAGAAAGGAUGUGUGUGUGAGCAGAGGCUCCUGGACCCAGCGCCCCCAUGCCCCUCUGGCCCCGGGUGUGAUCACGCCUGGAUAUGCUCUGACCUGUGGCCCUACCCACCCUGUCUGCAUUUAGGGGGUGGGGAUGGAGUGGCGUGGAGGUUGGGCCGCUUCUGUAACUCUCUCCUAAGCCGGAAAGACGUUGGGUCCAGCCUCCAUCUGCUGGGACUCACGUGCAGUCAGACCAGCCCUGCCAUCUGGACCCAGCACUUGGAAACACUCCCUCGCCAAAGCCGUCUGUCCGUGUCCCCGACCACAUGGCUCCGGGACCACUGAUCACCCUCACACAAACUCAGCUCACCACACGCACAACCACAAGGGGACAGAGGUCUGGGGCCUCGGGGAGCAGAGCCAGGCACCCCCUGGGUCUCUGUCCAGCCCUCAGACCACACAGCCUCCUGCUGGCUUGUGAAUCUUCUCCAGCCAACGGGGAGGAGCCCGAACCCACAGCACAAGAAUUCCUUUCAAAGCCUCUCAGGAGGCCCCGGGGUGCCGCUGGAGGAGGCUGCCGUCACCAUGGUAACCCGCUCACACGUCUCCUGCUGGGAUUUCCAGGGACACCGGCCCAGGGGCCUCGAGGCUGCGGUGUAUGUGGACAGCAGCCUCCCAAGGGCCCACCACAUACCACGCCUGUAGCCUGCAGCCCCAGAACCGCCGCUCUGCACUGCUCACCGCCCCCUACUCCAACCCCACAUCCCUGAGCCUGUGACCUUGUGCAGGGACUGGGUCGUGCUCUGUGACUGGUGGCACCCUAGCGGAAGCUCACUGCCUGCCGACCUGUCCCAAACAGGCCCCAGAAGCAGGGAAAGGACCUCGAAUUCUGCUCAGACGCAUCAGUAAUUGGGUCCCUUUCUCAGCGCUUUGUCAGCUCAGCCUGGCUUCCCAGAAUCCUUCAUGACACCUGGACUGGGGCCCAAACCAGAGCAUAGGCCGGGGGGCCCACCUGCCCUUUAUCUGUAACCCACACUAAAGGGACAGAGAUACGUGCUUGCAGGGCUAGGGGGCGGGCGAGCUAUGCAGUGGGGGGCGGUCACUAGUAUCCUUUCCUAGCUCUGCCCCUUCUGGUGAGUGUGACCUCGAGUGAGCCCUGGGCUCCCUCUGCAGGGGACACCUUCCAGGGACACAAAUUUCCCCCUGGCUGACAGAGGGUCGGGGGCAUCAGGCUGGUUUCUGGCUCUGGGACGGAGGUCUUGAGGUGGGGGCCGGGGGAGGCCACCAGAACACACGUCUGAGGCAGGACAGGGAGGGGGAGCUGGGCACAGGCUGCCCACCAGGCUGGCCCAUAGUCCCCCUUCUUUUGGGGUGCCGGCUGACACCAGAUCUGGGUAUUGUCUGAAGGGAGCUGGGGAAGGCUGGGCAUUGUCAACAGUGGUGUCUCCAGCCUGGGACAGAGAUUUUUAAAGGCAAAACUAUAUUUCUGGCUUGUUGUUUCAGAAGACCAAUAAAGACUGUAUUUUCCUA